Molecule: messenger RNA, 3904 nt
Organism: Myotis myotis
Lineage: Eukaryota; Metazoa; Chordata; Mammalia; Chiroptera; Vespertilionidae
Gene: GABRG3
Product: gamma-aminobutyric acid type A receptor subunit gamma3
Exons: 10
Coding region: 78-1481 (467 amino acids)
Biological process (GO): signal transduction; synaptic transmission, GABAergic; chloride transport
Cellular component (GO): synapse; neuron projection; dendrite membrane
Molecular function (GO): GABA-A receptor activity; benzodiazepine receptor activity; GABA-gated chloride ion channel activity
Source: RefSeq, a predicted model, not a curated record
GGGGAGGAAGCGGCGCCCGGCCGGAGGCCUCGGACCGCGCGCCCCCCGCGCCCCGCGUGCCCCGCGCUCGCGGCACCAUGGCCCCCACGCUGCUGCUGGUCCUCUGCCUGCUGCCCGGCUUGCAGGCGCGGUCCAGGAAGGCGGAGGAGGAGGACCAGGAAGACACGGCGUCGAACCAGAAGUGGGUCCUGGCCCCCAAAUCCCAGGACACGGACGUGACGCUCAUUCUCAACAAGCUGCUGAGAGAAUACGACAAGAAGCUGCGGCCGGACAUCGGCAUGAGACCCACCGUCAUCGAUGUCGACAUCUACGUGAACAGCAUCGGGCCUGUGUCGUCCAUAAACAUGGAAUACCAGAUCGACAUAUUUUUUGCGCAGACCUGGACGGACAGCCGCCUUCGCUUCAACAGCACCAUGAAGAUCCUGACCCUCAACAGCAACAUGGUGGGGCUGAUCUGGAUCCCCGACACCAUCUUCCGCAACUCCAAGACGGCCGAGGCCCACUGGAUCACCACCCCCAACCAGCUGCUGCGCAUCUGGAACGACGGCAAGAUCCUCUACACACUGAGGCUCACCAUCAAUGCCGAGUGCCAGCUGCAGCUGCACCACUUCCCCAUGGACGAGCACUCCUGCCCGCUGAUCUUCUCCAGCUAUGGCUACCCCAAAGAAGAAAUGAUCUACAGAUGGAGGAAGAACUCCGUUGAGACGGCUAACCAGAAGUCCUGGCGGCUUUAUCAGUUUGACUUCAUGGGCCUCAGGAACACCACAGAAGUCCUGACGACAUCUGCAGGGGACUACGUCAUCAUGACCAUCUACUUUGAGCUGAGCCGGCGGAUGGGGUACUUCACCAUUCAGACGUACAUCCCCUGCAUCCUGACCGUGGUCCUGUCCUGGGUGUCAUUCUGGAUCAAGAAAGACGCCACACCAGCGAGAACAGCACUAGGCAUCACCACGGUGCUGACCAUGACCACGCUCAGCACCAUCGCCAGGAACUCGCUGCCCCGCGUGUCCUACGUGACCGCCAUGGACCUCUUCGUGACCGUGUGCUUCUUGUUCGUCUUCGCUGCUCUGAUGGAGUAUGCCACCCUCAACUACUAUUCCAGCUGUAGGAAGCCAGCCAUCAUGAAGAAGAAAACAUCAUUAUUGCGUCCAGACUCCUCAAGGUGGAUCCAUGAGCGGAUAACCCUGCAGGCCCCCUCCAACUACUCCCUCCUGGACGUGCGGCCCCCACCGCCCGCGAUGGUCACCUUCAACAACUCCCUGUACUGGCAGGAACUGGAGGAGACCUGCGUCUAUGAGUGUCUCGACGGCAAGGACUGUCAGAGUUUCUUCUGCUGCUACGAAGAGUGCAGAUCCGGGUCCUGGAGGAAAGGGCGCAUCCACAUAGACAUCUCGGAGCUGGACGCGUACUCCCGCGUCUUCUUCCCCACGUCGUUCCUGCUCUUCAACCUGGUCUACUGGGUCGGGUACCUGUAUCUCUGAGCGUUGCCGGUGAUGAGGAGGGACUGUGCCAGGCUCCCCUCGCUCCCUGCCGCCCUCCCAGGCCCCUAGUGACCGAUCGGAGUAGCAAGGAGGGCGCGGCUCGGUUUACCUGCCCUCACACCUCACCCCACCUCUGAGCAGCGUGGGAGAACACGGCAAAUAUGCUCAUUAUGUGUUUCACCCUCACACGCGCACGUGCACAGACACACACACACACACACACACACACACACACACACACACUGGGUUUUCAAGGGACAUUCUUGCUAAUCCCCUCCUGAACCUGCAGCUUGGUGAUGUUCAUGAAUGGUUCCCGGGAUGUUGGAAGUGGCUUCCGAUUAUCCUUGCAAAGAAAUCUCUUCACAGACGCAAGCAAAUGUCUGAGACGCUCUCUCAGACCCCGACCGACCGGCCAGCUCUUUCCUUUGUCGCCCUCGGCGGCACCAGCACCCACGUGUGCGGGGUGACUGCAGCUGAGACACACUCCUACUGCCCUCAGCCCCAUGCCCCCUCCACCCCUCGGGGCAGCCCGGGUUCAAGUGUGAACGGUGGUGAGUUUCGAACCCGUUUCCCCGCUCUGUGGCCUGUUUUGCUCCGGCACCGCCGUGGUUAGCUGCCAUUCCUUUGGGGAGGGGGUACAUGCAUCAUCCCUCGGUUUCCCGUGGAGGAAACAAUCGGAUUUUCAAAGGUUUUCAUGUGGCUGAGGUCAACGAUGUUGAUGAUCACUGAGCAUCAGAAGGUCAUCGCUUUACUGCAGACCACUGGGAGUCGGGGCGUCCCAGCCGUGGGGUCUUGGGCUGGUCGGCUUGCGUCCGCUUUGUGCCCGGGGUCCUGUUUGACUGGACCGCUUGGGGCAACCCCGGAACGUGUGUCCUGCGGCUGCUCUGCUAACACGCUUUGACGAUCAUCUCCAUCUUUCCAAGCGACGCACACGCCAUGCCCACGCCUGUCUCAAACGUGUUUUCCAGCGUGUGAACGAAAUGUAGAUACAAUUUUAAAGAUUUUCUUAGUGCAUAUUAACUUCCAAGUUGGAUCACUUCAGAUGCCAAAAAAAAAAAAAGGAAACGGCUGUCUUUAGUGAUAUAUUUUGAUGCACAAAAAUGCUUUUAUACUUUGAAAUAUGGAUACCUAGCAAAAGCCCAAAGAAACGAUUCCCUGAAAUUAUUACUCUUUUGAUAUUUUUAUAACAAAACCAACUCGCUUCGUGAUGUUAGUUGUUUGUUUGUUUUUUGGGUUUUUUUUUUUUCCCCACUGGAUGCCCGUGUGUACUUCCCCAGAUGCUUCCGGAGCUCCCACCACAUACAGGAAAACAAAAAAGAAAGGGCCUACCAGCUGGUUAAUUUCCAUGCUAAAAUUUUAGGACCAGAAUCUCUGUGCUUCUUGCCCAGAAAGUUGCAUUAAUUCUAUUGGCAGGCAUAGGAUUUUAGCUUAGUGAUCUAUUGGACGUACUGUGUCUCAGAACAAAGAAAAGAUAAACCAUGAUGCAGAGAAAAUACAGAAAAGUGCUGAUUCCACACCAUUUAUUGGAUGCUGACCAGACCCAGGAGGGAAUGGGAGGGGAAGAGGCCGGGAAGGGUGACAUAGAGGAAUCUGUCUGUUUUGAUGACUUCACUGCCUAUCCAGGGAGUGAAAAUCUCAGGGUGUAGGUUCACCCAGUGUCCAAGGGUUAGGUCUGUGGUGUGAGGCACUCGAGCCCCAUAGACCGCAAGCCAGUUGGCUUCUACUUAGCAAAUCCAGUUUUAAAAGUAAGUUGAUAAAUGUUUGCAGAGAAACUGGCGGGAUCUCUUGGCUUCGAUGAAAAUUCUGCUCUUUUGAGAAUUUCACCCGUCGGUGGAUCCACCACCUCCCACGCCCCCGUGGCCGGGCGGGACGUGAGCAUGUCCCACCAGAGUGCCGAGCACCCAGGGAAGGCGGGCCCGAGGCCGGUCCUCUUCCAACACAGCUGCCAAUCUCACGGAUUUAUCAUUCCUCGCCGUGUGAAGGGUUUCCACCUAUUGCACCUUCAACGAAGUUCUGGAGGGAUGGAAUUUUCCAGUGAAAUUCUUCUUGGGAGGAAAGUAGCCGACACGCAUUUUUUUUUAAUCACACAGACCUGACCCAAUUUUACCUUAAAAAAAAAAUUGUUUUUACGGAUGCCUCUCCUUUCAAAGCCACGCAAGACCCGGGCGUUGUUGGCGAUGCUCAUGAAAUGAUGCUCACUGGCCGUGCAGACCAAUAACCUCUGUUUGCGUCCCCCAGCCUGCCGGUUCACACGUGGCUCCUUUUCCACGAAGGAGCGCCUUCAUCUCGACAGUGCCCAGUCGACGUUCACGCGUUGAGCACGAACUAGAUUCCUGCACCGACAGCAAUGCAUGCUCCGGGCUGACUUCAAGGGGCUGACCCACGCCAGGACCAUGCCCCUGCCUGGUCCUCAGCAGGCUUCC